Messenger RNA from Neopsephotus bourkii (Bourke's parrot), 7523 nucleotides. RefSeq names its product ADP-ribosylhydrolase like 1 (gene ADPRHL1). Gene Ontology annotation, molecular function: ADP-ribosylarginine-[protein] hydrolase activity; magnesium ion binding. Bases 633 to 6449 code for a protein of 1938 amino acids. Gene Ontology annotation, biological process: protein de-ADP-ribosylation. The record is from RefSeq and is a predicted model, not a curated record. The transcript is spliced from 9 exons. Lineage: Eukaryota; Metazoa; Chordata; Aves; Psittaciformes; Psittacidae.
AGCAAAACAUCCUAGGUGGAACAGAGUAAGAGAGCUGCUCACAGGGUAUCGCCAUAAGGCACAAUUAAAAAUGGGAGAGGCUGUCUGCGUUUGACUAGAUUUCUUCCAGCCUGACCCCUCAUUCGAGUGUUUACAGUUUGGGAACCCCUGUUUGCCACAGGUUUUCCUUCUGACUGGUCCCUGAAAGGGAGCCUGACUCCAGCAUAUCAGAAAAGGGAAGGGAAAUAUUAACUUACAAGUUAUUAAAUAAAUGAACACCCCUGUGGAGGCAUCUGCUUUUCUGGGUGUAGAGUUACUUAUGCUGGGUAGGGCUAAGGACUUCCUAGCUUGCUUUACACUGGGGUGCAGAAACAAUUUUGUGCUUCGCUUUGCAGGUCCGCUCUUGUGGUUGCAUUGAACAAAGCCCCUGAAAAAUCCCUGGGUUAUGAAAUAUUUCCUCUCCGUCGGGUCCUGGACAAGAGAUGGCAUCUGCAGAGCCAGAAAAGGAAAUCCUUGCCUUAUAGAGCGCGCUCCUGGUGUGACACAAUGGCUGAUAUAAAGUGUUGGGGGAGCUGAGCUGAAGGCAAAGGAACAAAGGAAGAUUGAGAUUCGGUGGCUGUCUCAGACAAAAGGAAAGCGGAAAGUGUCUCGGGAUGGAUAAAUUUAAGGCUGCGCUUGUGCUGGCAGGGGUUGGGGAUGCUCUCGGUUACCGCAAUUUCUCCCGACAAAACAAUGCUUUAGGUGCAAAAAUCCAGCAGGAGCUGAAGGAAAUUGGAGGGCUUGAGAACCUGGUGCUCUCUCCUGACAAGUGGCCAGUAAGUGACAACACGUUCAUGCACAUGGCUACAGCAGAGGCUGUCAUCACAGACUACCGGAGUUUAGAAGACCUGUACCGGGAGCUGGUAAAACGCUACUUGGAUGCUAUCGAUAACCUCUCGGGGAGGCGGCCAGACCCUGCUACCAUUGAAGGCUGCAGGGAAUUAAAACCAGACAACCACCUCCUUGCUUGGCACACACCGUUCAAUGAAAAGGGUUCUGGAUUUGGAGCAUCCACAAAAGCCAUGUGUUUAGGGAUGCGGUACUGGAAGCCGGAAAAGUUGGAGUCCCUUAUUGAAGUGAGCAUUGAAUGCGGACGAAUGACUCAUAACCAUCCUACAGGCUUUCUAGGGUCCCUGUGCACAGCUCUCUUUGUGGCAUAUGCUAUACAGGGGAAACCCCUUGUGCAGUGGGGAAGAGAGAUGAUGAAGGUUGUGCCGAUGGCUGAGGAAUACUGCAAGAAGACCAUUCGCCAUAUGGCAGAAUAUCAGGAGCACUGGUUUUACUUCGAAGCCAAGUGGCAGUUUUAUUUGGAGGAGAGAGAAAUCAACAAUGAAAAUCAGAAUAAACCUGUUUUUCCAGACAACUAUGAUGCAGAGGAGAGAGAAAAGACGUACAGGAGAUGGAGCUCUGAAGGCCGGGGAGGGAGAAGAGGCCAUGAUGCCCCCAUGAUCGCCUAUGACGCCCUGCUGGGCUGCGGUGGAGACUGGACAGAGCUCUGCAACCGCUCCAUGUUCCACGGAGGAGAAAGUGCAGCUACUGGGUCUAUCGCCGGCUGCCUGUAUGGCUUGGUUUAUGGCCUGAGCAAGGUCCCCAAAGGCUUGUACCAGGACCUGGAGCAAAGGGAGAGGCUCGAGUUCUUGGGCGAGAAUCUUUACCGACUAUCCAUGGAGGAAAACACCAAAAGCACAUGCUUUUGUGGAGAUGAUAAGAUGCUGGUAGACCCUUUGGUGCUAAAGAAGAAGCUCGAUAGGAUGGCAACAGAGCAAGGGGCCUUUGCUGUUCUCAGCAGUUUGCUGCUAUACGUCACCGAGCUCGCAGCCAGCGAUCCACAGCUCAGCAACAAGAGGACAAAAUGGACAGAAGGUAAAGAAAACAAGGUGAGUUAUAGCCAGCCAUGUCCAGAUGCAAACAGGGGCCAGUAUCCCACCAGAUUUCAGCUCUUGCGGGCCAGGUUUCUGAACAACAAUCGUGAGCCGUACACCAAGAAAAGACGAGAAGUUGGCAAACUGGUAAUUAAGGAGAAGCUGUGGGUGAGCAGGGCUGGUAACAAGCUGGACAGAAGCAGAGACAGGAAAGGAGAUGGAAAAGCAGCAGAGGAGGAUGAGGACACAGUGCCCAGCGAGAGGGCCAGGUGGAGCAGUGUGUGUGGGAAAAACACAGUGAAGAACAUCCUGAAGAAAUUCUUAGCUGCUGAAGAAAAAGAAGCCAAGGAAAAUUCUCCCAGAUGGAAAAAGGAGCCAAAGAAUGGUUUGCCAAAGAUAGUCAAUAAGAGUUCGGUCCUGUCCAAACUGAAGGAGCAGUUUGAACAAAGCACUCUCCGCUCAGCUGCAGAGGUGAAAGCAUCACUCUUGCGCAAAGGGGAGAAAAAGACUAAAAGCUUCCCGAGCAGAAAAACUAUUCGUAAGCCAGAGGUCAGAGUGCUGCGCACAGCAGCAAUGACAGCCACGGACAUAAACAACCCAGAGUCCCAGUUUCUGGUGUGCUCCACGGUCCCAGUGCCCAGACUCAGUAUGGCUACCAAAAUUAACCAUCCUUGGAGCUGGUUGAAAAAUAAUACGGCCAAGCAGCCUUUUGGUCAUGACACACCACUAAAGGAAAAGGGGGGAUCUGACAGAGAGCCUGAUGAGAACAGCAUACCAGCAAAUGCAGUACAGGACAGGGAGCACAAAGAAGAGUUACCAGUGGCACCCCAGGUCAUGUCUUAUGCAAAGGACUGUGCUGAGACUAAAAUAGAUUCCACAAAGCAAGGACCCAAUUUUAAUCUUAAUCUAGAUAGCUCUUCUAGUACUUGUAAAAACAAAGCUCUCGCAGACUGUAUUCCUCCCUUGUCUGAGUGUAGUCUAGACUGUGAAAACAAUCAUGUACUAGCUGGGCCUGAUAAAUCUUUACUGGGGAUUACCAGUGCUGUGCAACAUGCUAAGGAAGACAGCCCACCUUCUAACUCACCUUACUCUAGCACAGCUGAAGAAUCCCAUGAACCAAGUCCUCAGGAUACUAAAACAGGUGAGAUUCCUGAAAUAACUAUGUAUGUGUACAGUUCAGAGGAAGCUGACACAGAGCUCACAGAGCCAGAAAAUAAUCCUUUCUUUACAGGCCAGGAAAGAUUUCCAGAGCAGAAAGCACUGGGAAAUAUUCUGCCACUUCACUCUUCAGGAGUUCAAGCAUCUUGUGAAGUUGAGCCUCCAAUGGAGGAUCAACAGCUAACUGUUGCAACACCAGCCUCUGGCAAAAGGCCACCAAUAGUCCAAAAAGAGGCACCAGGUUUAAUAGACAGGUGUUCUGAGGAAGCCAAAAAGGAAGUGAUAUAUCACAGUGAAGACAAAAUAUCCUCUACUUAUAGCAAUAAUUAUAGUGAUGUCCCAAUGAAAAAUGAAGAGAAGAAUAAGACACCCAACAGCCAAAUGCAAAAUGAAUCCAAAACCAAGCAGCAAGAGCCUCUUCAAAUGCACAGCCCACAACAUAACUUUGUUAAUUACCAUGGAGGCAUAUCAAAUCCAGAUGCCGAUCAGAUCAAACACACACUUUCCUUUAAUGAGAGCAAGGAGCAGAAGUCUGGUGCUGCAGAAGAAGAGCAAAUCUCUUCUCAUUUCGAAAACACACAAAGCCCUUUGGCAGAUGACCUUGUGAAGCACCAUUUCUAUAUUGCAGAAGAAGAUUUUAGGAAGGACAAAUCAUCAUCAUCAAAUGAAAUGAUCAGUCAUGCAAACAAUCAAGCCCUGCAUAGGAGUACCUUUACUGACCUGGAGACCUGUCACAAGCCAUCUAAAUCUUUCAUUGAACGUGAAGAGAGCACUGCAGAUGGGAUGACCUGGCCUGACUCUGAGGCAUGCAAGUCCCUCUCGUCAACUCUUUUACCAACACCAAUGACUGGGAUUGCAGGACAAAGAAUCCAUCACACUUUUGGAAAUCCCCCAGCCCAUCCUCCUAUCGAUAUGGCAAGACAGGGAGCUGAUGGUGUGGGAGAUGAGCAUGCUAGCCAUGGCUGUGAGAAGCAUCCACCACCCUCUUCAGAUGAACUGGCAAACCACGGGAAUGAUACACAAGUGGAGGAAAAAACCACGUGUGAUUUUAAGAACCCAGUGCUGUCCACAAAUCAUGCCACAGAAAAUGAAAACUCUACAGCUGAAGACACAAAUACAUGUGAGAGAUUUGAUAACUGUCUUUCACUUUCAACCAAGAAGCCAGGAAAACAUGAAAAUAAAAUCACACUCGCAAGAAAGCCCCUAUUAACCCUGGAGAAGAACCGAACACCAACUUCAGAGGACACCACAAAGCAAGAAAUUGAUGUGCUGGAAAAGAACCUGUCUCCUUCAUCAACUGAACCAGUCUCAGACAAAAAGAAGCACAUGAAAGUUAGAAAUAAGGUCUCUGAACAUACAAAGGAUAAUCUCUUGUCAUCAGAUGAUGACAUAAAGCAUGAGAGUGGUAAGAUGGAGGCAGAGUACAGAGAAGAAAGAAAAAUCUUGCAUAAACCUGAGGAUGAAAAAGUGUUCACACCAAGUGAUACAGUGGAUCAUGAUAGUAACUCUUCAAAUGAGAAUAAUGCUCAAAGACCUAAAACAUCCCAGUUACCUUCAUCAAAGCAUGAUAAUAACAUUCAAGGAAUGCAAAAUACUGAGCAGAGUUUAAAGCAUCUAACACCUUCAAGAGAUUUUGUGAAGCACAAACAUGAUAUGCCAGUAGAUGAAAACAUCUGCUGCAAUAACGGUAAACAUCAACUGUCCUUAUCAGAUGAACCAAUGAAACAUGCAAAUGACAGUGCAGUGCAAAAACACAUCAAGCCAAACUUUAAGAAUUAUUCAAUGCCACCAAGACAUACAUCAAGGCAAAACAGUAAGACCACUGAUGAGGAGAAUACCCCUCAUAAUGUGAAAAAUGAACCAGCGGAGCAUAAAAAGAGUUGUGAAGGAGAGAGGAAUAUUUCCUGUGAUCCUAAAAAUCAGAUGCCAUCACCAAGUCCAUUGGUGAAGCAAGACAAGAAAUCCCCCCCUCUUGAGACGCAGAAACAGAUGUCACCAGGUGACUUUGUAAAGCCUGAAACUAAGUCCACUGAAAAAAAGACUAAGCAUAUCUCUGAGAAGCUCCAGACACCUUCUCCAAACAAAGUGCUAAAGCCUCAGGAAAGAAGUCCUUCAGGAGAUGGAAAGCAAAAGUCACCAGCAGCAGAGGACAGCAGACCACCUGAAACAAAUGCUGUGAAAGAGGAUAAUGAGCAUCAGUGUUCUGGAAAGUACCAGCUAUCUUCUUCAAGAAAAUCAGCAAAGAAGGAAGAAAACAGUCCAGGAGGAGAAAAGCAGCAAAAGAGACCUGAAGAUCUUAUGCCAGCUGACACAAAUGCUGCAAGAGAGAAGAAUAAAUUCCCAAUUUCCAGGAAGUACCGAUCAGUAUCAUCAGAAACAUUGGUUAAGCCUCAGGAAAAAAAUACUCAAGAAAAGAAUACUCCAAAACAACACCAACAAACGUCAGCAUCUGCAGGUUUUAAGAAGGCUGGCACCAAUGCUGUAAAAGAAAAGGGUGUAGAUCCAAAUCAUGAGAAGUCACCCUCUUCAAAGGAAGUGGUGAAGUCCCAAGACAAGAAUACUUCAGGAGACAGAAAGCAAAAGUCAUCAGCAGCGAAUGACAGCAGAUCACCUGAAACAAAGGCUGUAAAAGGGGAUGAUAAACACCAGUGUUCUGGGAACCAUGAGUUACCUCCUUCAAGUAAACCAUCAAAGUCUGAGAAAAAUGCUUCAGGAGGAGAAAAACAACAAACUGUAUCUGAAAGUUUUAUGAAGUCUGAUGCAAUUGCUGUAAAAGGUAAAAGUAAAGAUCCAGGUUCUGGGAUGUGCCAGUCCCCAUCUUCAAAUUUGCUAGCGAAACCUCAAGAAAAGAACUCUGCAGUGACGAAGAAGCAAUUGCCACCACCACCUGAUGAAGAAACAAUGUAUGAAACUGGUAGUCCAGAAAAUAAGAGUGGGCUUGAGAGAAGAGAAAAAUACCAGCUAUUCUCUUCAGCUCAGUCAGAGAGGCACAGCAGUGAUGGCUCAGAAAAGGAAGGCCCUGUGGGCAACUUCAAGAGCUAUCAAGCUCCACUGCCAAGUGAUGGCAUAUAUUGUAAAAGCAGUACUCUACCAAAAGAGACCAAUUUGUCCCCCAAAUCAUCCUCAUUUCAUGUUGCAUCAAAAGAGGGGGAAAAUUCUAAUGGAAAUAGAAAAAGUCAGCCUGAAUUUAAAAAGUACCAAGCUCUCUCAUCAAAGAAUUUGGAGAGGCAUGAGAAAGAUGUUGUGGAGACGGAGGGGAGCUUGCAGGCAGCUGGCAAAACAACUGAGAACUGCGCUAAAGCAGCAUCACUCCCAAAAUACACAGCAGAAAGCUACAGUGAAAGACCCUUAGAUUCAUCUUUCAAACCACUGAUCAUUAGAGUAAUUGACACAUUUAAACAUCACAGCUAAAAACACGGCUACAGCUUAGGCAAGAACUUACAACUUAUCAUGCCACCGACUCUCAAUCUUUCUUUUUUCCUUUACCCUCCAGGGCAUUAUAUUAUCAUUUUUUAAUCACAAGGACAUUGACAUGCAUCUGUCUGAGCUGGGCUUUUUUCCUUUCUUAAACAUUAGCCUGAAGACAUGAAUUAAAUUAAUCACUGCAAGUGAAUUAGCUAAUCACUGAAUUAAUCAUCAGUUUAUAAAUUAAAUAUGAGAAAGGCUUUGAGAUCGGCAUGAAUUCAGCCCUGCUCCAGACUCUCCAUACUAACUAAUGGGUUUUGUUUGUAACAAAGACCACUGUUCAGGGUGAACUCUAUUUGUAUUUACUUAUUCUAAUGAAACUCCACUAGAACUUCUUCCAGGAAUGGUGUCAGGCAGUGUCAGCUUUAAUUAUGUCAAAAAGCACUUGUUCGAAGCUCUAUCUUUUCACAGAUUAACAGGAGCUGUUGAUCUAUUGCUGCACUGAGUGAUGCUGUUAACAGAAGUAAUGAGGGAAGGAGGGGAAUGCUUCAUUUAUCUGCAGAAAAAUCCUUAAAGGACGUUGACACUACAAGAGGGUUUUCUGUGAAUGCAAAUGUUCAGCCUCAUUAAUAUUAAUAUCGGAAAAAAAUAGUGGUUUAACCUCCUCUUAAGCUUUGGCCAUACACUGUAUGUGUUAUUGGUGUAAAGAUAUGCCAUUUCAAGGGGUUCUUAAUUACUGCAGAUGAACAUGCAACAAGUGUAUGAGCUCAGAAAAGCUCAACGCUGAAAGGCCCUGAGGACCUCUCCUGAGGACUAUGUAAGCCAGAAAGACGCAACACCUUGCCAGGGCAAUUUAGGUCUUCAUGGGACAUCUGUCCUACUUCAAAUCAUGGGGCACACAGACAUGAGGCAGGUGCUGCUGCUUACAUUAAAAGUCUUACAAAGAGUUUAUUUUACAACACAAUGUGAAACGGAGCAUUAAGAAGCAGACAAUGUCACUGAAUCCUACUAAUGGGAUAUGAUUUUUUGUGUUUACAGUAAAAGUGGCUUCUGUGCAAAGUAUGUGUGUGACAAAUGUUG